Molecule: messenger RNA, 3191 nt
Organism: Girardinichthys multiradiatus
Lineage: Eukaryota; Metazoa; Chordata; Actinopteri; Cyprinodontiformes; Goodeidae
Product: complement factor H-related protein 5-like
Exons: 18
Coding region: 90-3062 (990 amino acids)
Source: RefSeq, a predicted model, not a curated record
CUUGUGAAAUCUAAAGUUCCUUCUCUGUAUAACAGUGUAGCUGUCUGUAUUGUCUCGCUCUGUUUAGUGGUUCAGAGUAGGAGGUUAAAAUGCACGUGAUAGCCAAAAGCUGUGUCCUACUUUUGUGGGUGCAAUUACUGGCCUCUGUAAAAUGUCAGGACUGUACACUUCAACAGUUUAAAAACAGCGGUAGGUUUGAUUCCACUUUUGAUGUAAGUGGUUUGGAUAAUACUUACAGUGGAGGAAAACAGGUGAGAGUCCCCUGCAACGUUGGCUAUGGUGGCUUUUUCAAAAUGAUCUGUACUGAACAGGGCUGGGAGUUUAUAGGGACAAAUUGCCAACCAAAAUCAUGUGGUCAUCCCGGCGAUGCCCAAUUUGCAGAUUUUCGACUCGAGAUCGGAGAAGAUUUUGUCUUUGGAUCGCAGGUUGUUUAUGAGUGCUACAGAGGUUAUCACAUGGUCAGUCGGACAAGCCGCAGACGUUGCGUGGCAGAUGGCUGGGAUGGCAACAUUCCAGUGUGUGAAGCCACUAAAUGUCCAGUCUUUCAUGUGGACAACAAUGUCCAGGUUUUAGGGGAUCCAGAAGAAGCCUCCUCUGGCAACGUUAUUCGGUUUAGCUGCAAGUCAAAUGAUGAAAUCUUGAAUGGGUUAAAAGAGAUUUAUUGCAAGGAUGAUGGAGAGUGGAGUGCCCCGGUUCCAAUAUGCAAAGCAAUAAGAUGUUCCGUCCCUCAGAUUGAACAUGGCAGUGUGCUUAGUGGCUCUCGAGAGUACAAAGAAAAUGAAAUCUUAAAUUUUAGAUGCGAUCCUACUUAUAAAAAGGCGACCGAGAGACUUCCAAAAUGCACAAAAUUUGCAGGAAAUGCAGAUUGGAGCCCAACACCUGCAUGUGAAUUAAUAAAAUGUCAUCUGACUCUGCCACCACUGACUGGGACAACAUAUGACCCUCCGAACAAAAACAUGUUUUCACCUGGAGAAACACUGAGAGUCUCAUGUGGGGAGCAACACUGGAUUCUGGACACUCGAACAAGGUUGACCGAGGUUACUUGUUUAGACAAUGGAGACUGGAACACGGAUCCUGUAUGCCAAGAGGUUAUAUGCCCUGGAUACAUAUACGAAGAACAUUAUACAGUUAACACUUGGGGAAGAAAAAAAUUAGGGGACAGAGCUACAUAUCACUGUGAUCACAACUACCAGGCCACACAUGCAGAUCGGAAAGCGACUUGUUCCAGAGAUGGGUGGGGACCAAAACCACUUUGCCGAGGAACAUCGUGUGAAAAACCCAACAUUGAAAAUAUCAGGAUUACCAGAAAUGAUAAGAGAUAUUACAGCCACAAUGAAAAGCUCACAUACGAGUGUUUGGGAGGGACUCCAAAUACUGUUACCAUCACCUGUGUGGAAGGCACCUGGCAGGGGAUAGAGCAAUGUUCAGGCGAGAGACCUUGUGUAAAACCUGAUUUUACAAAUGGAUUUACAGUUAGCGUUUCUGAGGACACAUUGUACUAUUCCUGUAAUGAAAAUUACAGACUUCCUACCAAAAACUGGUGGGGGCAGGCUAAAUGUAAAGACGGUGUGUGGGACGGACUUCAUCCAUGUAUAGAAAAAGGCAUGUGUGGAGAAGCUCCAGUGAUUUCCAACGGAAGAGUGAUAGUUGAAAAAAGAAGUGUUAAGAUUGAGUGCAAUGAAGGAUACAUUGGUGAGCCUGAUGGACUAACUUGUCAAAAUGGAAGAUGGAGUUUUGGUGAAUUUACGCCAAAAACAAUCUGUCGUGCAACCGCUAAACACUGUAGCCCACCACCCAGAGUUGAGAAUGCAAUCGUCACUGUGUCGUAUCAGAAGGAAUACUUGGCUGACUCCUCUGUGACUUAUCAGUGCCGUCAAAAGUAUAUAUUAGAGGAAGAAGCCACCAUUGCAUGCCAAGCUGGGAAAUGGGAAACGAAGAACAUCAAGUGUAUCUCCUUUUGUGAGAGGCUCAGUGAUUCACGACUGACAGUUACAGAUACGGAUAAAGAAACAUAUAUGGAAGGAGAUGUGAUUGCGUAUGUAUGCACUGCUCCUGGUGCAAAUGCAGAAGGCAACGCGACAUGUAAGAACGGCAAGUGGAUAAAAACUGAAAAAUGUCCAGGCAUUCCUUGCAAAGUUCCACAAUUGGGUCUUGGUCUUAGAUUUUUCGGAAUUCAACCCAAAAAUAAUGAAGUGAAUCCUGAAGUUAAAGUAGUGUUUUCCUGUGAAGAUGAAUAUGAUCUGGAGGGUUCUGAUGAAAUUCUGUGUUUAGAAACAGGGAAUUGGAAUGCCCCGUUGCCUACCUGCUCUGAGAAAUGCAGUUUACCAGAUCCUCUACCGGAUAAUGUUUUCAUUACUUCAUCUAUACAAGGCAAUGCUAUACGUAAAGGAGAUCAAAUAUCAUUUGGUUGUAAGUCCUCAUUCCUACUGAAAGGGAGUGAAACAAUGACAUGUGUGGAAAACGGAGAGUGGAGCGACCCCCUGCCUAAGUGUGAAGAGAAAUGCAGUUUACCAGAUCCUCUACCGGAUAAUGUUCUCAUUACGUCAUCUAUACAAGGCAAUGCUGUACGUAAAGGAGAUCAAAUAUCAUUUGCUUGUAAGUCCUCACUCCCAAUGAAAGGGAGUGAAACAAUUACAUGUGUGGAAAACGAAAAGUGGAGCAACCCCCUGCCUAAGUGUGAAGGUGCUUCAGGUUGUUCAGCACCACCAGGUCUUACAGAUGGAGACACUACUUCAAUUACCAGAUCAGAUUCACGAUACCGACACGGUGACAAAGUUGAAUACAUCUGUCAGCCUAAUUAUAAAAUGGACGGAGGCCCAUUUAAAACCUGUGAUAAUGGCAUAUGGACAGGAGAGAUGAGAUGUCUCAAACCGUGCACUGUGACCAAGCAACUAAUGAACACAAAUAAUAUUCAGUUUAGAUAUUCUGGGGAGAGCAAACUAUAUACACCACAUUUGGAUCGCCUUACAUUUUCUUGUAAAAAGAGAACAAGUCAUGUUGGCUCAGUGCCUCUGCGUGUACAGUGUAAUGAUGGUGUGAUAACCCUGCCCACCUGCCAGUAAAAGUUAGCAGUGAGCUUAAUAAAAAAAUAUAUAUUCACAUAAAUAUGUGACUUAGUACAAUAAAGAAGUAUGUACUUCACUGCUGUUUUGGUCAUUUCAAUAAAAUGAAUAAAGAUUUGUCUUCCUUUG